This is a messenger RNA of Arabidopsis thaliana (thale cress), 2218 nucleotides long. RefSeq names its product serine carboxypeptidase-like 13 (gene SCPL13). Bases 153 to 1214 code for a protein of 353 amino acids. NCBI's taxonomy places the organism in Eukaryota, Viridiplantae, Streptophyta, Magnoliopsida, Brassicales, Brassicaceae. Gene Ontology annotation, molecular function: serine-type carboxypeptidase activity; sinapoylglucose-sinapoylglucose O-sinapoyltransferase activity; O-sinapoyltransferase activity. The transcript is spliced from 12 exons. The record is from RefSeq and is marked reviewed. Gene Ontology annotation, biological process: proteolysis; secondary metabolic process. Gene Ontology annotation, cellular component: extracellular region.
AUGCAACAUUAUAAAAUAUCUAUUUUCAUAACCAACCCGAUAUGGCUGCUCCACAAAAGAAACCAGGCCUACGUAACGUGGAGCUACUUUGUAAUUAUAAAGAUUUAUUGUUUCCCAUAAACUGGUUAAAUGAUUUUAGAAACUAAAGUAAAAUGAGCUUGACACUAGAGUUUCUGCUUCUUCUGAUUGUACUUAUCUUGAGUCACCAUGCUCAUUCUGGCUCUAUUGUCAAAUUCCUUCCUGGUUUUGAAGGCCCCCUUCCUUUUGAACUCGAAACCGGGUACAUUGGUAUUGGUGAGGAAGAGGAAGUGCAAUUAUUCUACUAUUUCAUCAAAUCUGAGAAGAAUCCAGAAGAAGACCCUCUUCUUCUAUGGUUAAGUGGAGGACCUGGAUGUUCCUCUCUUACUGGCCUUCUUUUUGAGAAUGGACCGGUGGCUUUGAAGUUCGAGGUUUACAAUGGAAGUGUUCCAUCUUUGGUCUCUACUACAUAUUCAUGGACAAAGGUAAAAAUGGCGAACAUAAUAUUCUUGGAUCAGCCAGUUGGAUCUGGCUUCUCCUAUUCAAGAACUCCACUUGUUGAUAAAAUUAGUGACACUGGUGAAGUUAAGAGGAUUUAUGAGUUUCUUCAAAAGUGGUUAAGCAAACAUCAACAAUUUUUUUCCAACCCUUUUUACGUUGGUGGAGAUUCUUAUUCAGGUAUGAUUGUUCCACCCCUAGUUCAAGAAAUCGGAAAAGGAAAUUAUCAAAUAAAUCUACAGGGUUAUAUCCUCGGAAACCCGAUAACAGAUACUGAAUCUGAACAAAACUAUCAGAUUCCAUAUGCUCAUGGAAUGGCAUUAAUCUCUGAUGAACUAUACAAGUCAAUGGAGAGAAUCUGCAAAGGAAAUUAUGUGAAAGUGGAUUCACUUAACACAAAAUGCUAUAAACUAAUCAAAGAUUAUCAAAAGUGUAUUCAUAAACUGAAUAAGUAUCAUAUAUUAUUACCUGACUGCGAUAUAACAUCUCCUGAUUGCUUUUUAUAUAGGUAUACUCUCAUAACCUUUUGGGCCAACAACAAGAGCGUUCGCGAAGCUCUGCAAGUCAAUAAGGGAAGUAUAGGAAAAUGGGUACAAUGUAACUAUAAAAAUAUUUCCUACAAUUACGAUAUCAAGAGCAGCGUCGCAUACCAUAUGAAGAAUAGUAUUGAUGGCUACCGAUCUCUUAUCUACAAGUAAGUGUUAAAUCUAAAUUUUUAAGAACAGGAAGUGUUCUAUAUACAACCAGAAGUAGGGGUGUACAAAUUUUUCAAAACCAGAGAGAUCAGAAUUGAAUUGAACUAACCAGAAUUUGUUUUUAAAAAAAGCAAAAACCGAAACUGAUUGUAGUGUGUAUACCAAACUAAAACAAAUGCAACCAAAAUUUAUUAGACCUAUAUAUAAUUGUUUUUUCAUAUAUACAUAGUAAAUAUAAACAUAUGCAUAUUACGUAAAUAAUAUAUAUAUAUAUAUAAAACUUAAAUCAAAAUACAAAACAAAUCGUAGCCAAACCAGAUUACAAGUGGUUUUUAUUUAUCUUCAGUUUCAAUUAACUAUAUUAAAAAGCAAACCCAAGUAAAAUCAUGAAUCGACUUGCCGACUCCUACCAACUAGGUUCAAGAGAUUAUAACAUUUGUGAGGUUUAUGGUGAACAGUGGUGACCAUGAUAUGAUGGUGCCUUUCCUUGCAACUCAAGCCUGGAUAAGAUCUCUCAAUUAUUCCAUCACUGAUGAUUGGAAGCCUUGGAUGAUAAACGAUCAAAUUGCUGGAUACACGAGAAGUUAUUCCAAUAAGAUGACAUUUGCUACUAUCAAAGCAAGUCUUCUUGUGUCAACUUAAUAUUUGUAUUGUCCUUAGACUGCAAUAAAAAAGACUUUGUUUUAAUUGUUUUGAGUUUGUUUUAUUUAUUUUUUUGUUAAAGGGAAGUGGACACACAGCAGAGUAUAAACCAAAAGAGACCUCUAUCAUGUUCAAAAGAUGGAUCAGUGCCCAGCCUUUGUAAAAGAGGAUGAUGGUCUUUGCGUAUGUAGAAUAAAACUAUGUAACAUAAAAAAUGUUUGUAUACAAUAUAAUCAUCUACUUGGUAAUUAAGUACUACCGCUACACGUGAUUUUUUGUUUUGAUGUAGACUACUGAAUCCCUUGCCUGCUUGAAUUCAAAAUUUUAAUUUGUACGACGGACUGUUCACUCAUACAUACCGAUGG